GAAAAGCCAAUUGGAUCAGGAAAUGUGAGACCAGGUCGGCCAAUCCGCCAGUCAGAGGGGCGGAAGAGGGCUUGGCCAUAUCAUGCUUGGUCCCAUGCUCCGCGGCUAGGUCACUUGGCCUGGCAACUUGGGCAGGACCAGACGACAUGGGCGCCACCUGGGGGAACCCCGGACGCGCGCGGCUGGCGCUGUGCCUCGCGGGCUUAGUGCUGUCUCUCUACGCGCUGCACGUAAAGGCGGCGCGCACCCAGGACAAGGAUUAUCGCGCGCUCUGCGACUUGGGCACCGCCAUCAGUUGUUCGCGUGUCUUCUCCUCCAGUUGGGGCCAGGGCUUUGGACUGGUGGAACACAUGCUGGGCCAGGACAGUGUACUCAACCAGUCCAACAGCAUAUUCGGUUGCAUCUUCUACACGCUACAGCUGCUGUUAGGUUGCCUUCGAAGCCGUUGGGCAUCUCUCCUGCUGGUGCUGAGUUCGCUGGUGUCUCUUGCUGGUUCUGUCUAUCUGGCCUGGGUCCUAUUCUUCGUGCUGUAUGAUUUCUGCAUCGUUUGUAUCACUACCUAUGCUAUAAAUAUAGGCCUAAUGGUGCUUAGCUUCUGGGAUUUCCAGGGACUCCAGGGCAAGGCCAAGAGGCACUGAGCCUUCACCCCAAGCCAGGCUAACUUCAUGCUCUGCUUUGGCAUGUUGAGCCUUACCCAAGGGGGCCAUGUCUGGAUCCUUAGAAGAGUCUGCAACCCACCAUACUCCCACACAGACAAUGGACCAAAUGUACUACACUCUUUCCUCUACCCUAGUGCCUCUGUCUCUGUCCCAAAGGGCUGCUUUCCAAAGCUCCUGCCAUCCAAGGAGGGAAGGCUCUGAGCAAUAAAGUUUCUUAAAUAAA
This is a messenger RNA of Manis javanica (Malayan pangolin), 882 nucleotides long. RefSeq names its product vitamin K epoxide reductase complex subunit 1 (gene VKORC1). Gene Ontology annotation, biological process: peptidyl-glutamic acid carboxylation; blood coagulation; vitamin K metabolic process. The record is from RefSeq and is a predicted model, not a curated record. Lineage: Eukaryota; Metazoa; Chordata; Mammalia; Pholidota; Manidae. Gene Ontology annotation, molecular function: vitamin-K-epoxide reductase (warfarin-sensitive) activity.